This is a messenger RNA of Haemonchus placei, 471 nucleotides long. Lineage: Eukaryota; Metazoa; Nematoda; Chromadorea; Rhabditida; Trichostrongylidae. The record is from the annotation of a GenBank genome assembly.
AUGAGGGUGCAGCUCGAUCUUUUCAUCAAGUGCCCAGAUGAAAUUGGAGAUGAACCACUAAAAAGUUUCACUAGGCGGAGGAGAGGCAAAAAGCCUAAAGAUAAAGGGAAGAGAGACAGCGUGCGAGAGUCAGCCUGUGGAAGAAUAUCAGAACGUAAAGAUUCGUUCUUCAUGUUGGCCUGUCUCCGUGCAGGAGUAGUGGAAGAUCCAAGGAAAUGGUGGGAAGUACCACGGGCAAUGGAGUUUUCCAAUCACCUCACGAGGCAACUGAUGGAAUACGAUGUUCAGUUGGAGUCGCUCAAAGUGCCCAAGUCAAUGAAGCCUGGAGCACCAGUGCAUGCGGUUGAUAAAAAGGGAGGACCGCCCAUCAUGGACGGAAGGAUUUCCACAAGGCAUCUGAAAGGAGUGGAAAAGCGUCAAGGAAGGGAGGACAAAGGCAGGUCGCUAGGGGAUUAUGCCACCUCAAUAUAA